Manis pentadactyla (Chinese pangolin) is the source of this 1493-nucleotide messenger RNA. It is a transcript of the gene FNDC4, whose product is annotated as fibronectin type III domain containing 4. The coding region runs from base 378 to 1070 and encodes 230 amino acids. Lineage: Eukaryota; Metazoa; Chordata; Mammalia; Pholidota; Manidae. The record is from RefSeq and is a predicted model, not a curated record. Gene Ontology annotation, molecular function: protein binding. The transcript has 7 exons.
UCUGCAGAAGGCGGCGGCUGCUCGCCCGGACGGUCACAUCCCGCUGCAGGGGCCGGCGGAGGCCGCUGCACUACCGCCCGCACCGAGGACCGCGGCCGGCGGCCGGGCCGCGCGGCACCGCCCCCCGCUCGCGGACGGACCACUCGGCGGGUCCGAGCUCUGGGGGUCCCGCAGCCCCGCGGCCAGCGCCCGCUGCGCCUCCGCCCUCCGCCCGCAGCUCGGGCCCGCGCUGCCCGCCUCGCCGGGCCCGCGCCGGAAUGGGGUAGGGGCAGCACCGCGGAGUCGGGCGAUGGGCCGCCCUCUGGGCACCGAGCAGCCUCCCUAGGCCUGACCGACCGCAGGGACCGGCGGAGUAGCGCCGCCUGGAUGUCAAUCGGAUGCCCCAGCGCUUCCCAGCGGACUCAGCAGGGACCAUGGCUUCGCUGGUGCCCCUCUCCCCAUAUUUAAGCCCCACGGUCCUCCUGCUGGUCAGUUGUGACCUAGGAUUUGUGCGAGCAGACCGGCCUCCGUCUCCUGUGAAUGUGACAGUCACUCACCUUAGAGCCAACUCCGCCACUGUGUCCUGGGACGUCCCAGAAGGCAACAUCGUCAUUGGAUACUCCAUUUCCCAGCAACGACAGAAUGGCCCUGGGCAGCGUGUGAUCCGGGAGGUGAACACCACCACUCGGGCCUGUGCCCUCUGGGGCCUGGCUGAAGACAGUGACUACACGGUGCAGGUCAGGAGCAUUGGCCUUCGGGGAGAGAGCCCACCUGGACCCCGGGUGCACUUCCGAACUCUCAAGGGUUCUGACCGGCUACCCUCCAACAGCUCAAGCCCAGGUGACAUCACAGUGGAGGGUCUGGAUGGAGAGCGACCAUUGCAGACAGGGGAAGUGGUCAUCAUUGUGGUGGUGUUGCUCAUGUGGGCCGCUGUAAUUGGGCUCUUCUGCCGUCAGUACGACAUCAUCAAGGACAACGACUCCAACAAUAAUCCAAAGGAGAAGGGCAAGGGCCCAGAACAGAGUCCACGGGCAAGGCUGGCGGGAGCCAGACAGAAAAAGUCACCAUCCAUCAACACCAUUGACGUAUGAGUGAAGAAACAAAACCAGAAGACAGAUACACUAACAACCUGGGGAUGGAGAUGGGGAUGGGGAUGGGGUCAGGGAGAGCUUAACAUGGUUAUCUGCCCAAGACUGAAGGAUCCCACAGACACCCAGAAGGUAAUGACACUCCCACAAUCUCAGGCAUGGUACCCAUCCUCUUUCCACUGUGAGCAGGGCCAAAGGUAGGUCUGUCAGGGUGUGUUUCCCUGGACCUGGGGAGUGGAUAUCAGAUGGGAUGUUUCCUUCCAUCCCCCAGGUCCAGGGGAGAGUCAUCUGUUCAACCCUAGCCCAUUAAGUCCCAAUUGGGGCCCUGUUUCAACCUGCAUCAGGACUCUUGGCAUCCCCAGCUGCCCUCACAUCUUGCCUCUGGGUCUCAAAGAGGGAUGUUUCUUUGGGUACGGCCCCAUCCCC